Messenger RNA from Cooperia oncophora, 504 nucleotides. The record is from the annotation of a GenBank genome assembly. Lineage: Eukaryota; Metazoa; Nematoda; Chromadorea; Rhabditida; Trichostrongylidae.
AUGGCUCAAGGGAAAACGCCGGUUGAAAGUGGAUCUAAACCCGUGGUGGAUGAAGCAAUUGAAUCAACUUCCGGUCUCAACAACACUGGAAAAGCUGAACAGGGGAAUGAAGACAUCGGCAAUCUGGAACCCUUUGUGCAGUUUCAUUGUAGUAUCUGUAACUUGACAGAAAAGUGUUUUUAUGGCGAGCUCAAAGCUUCGGAUGGAUUCUAUCCUUCACCAGUCUUUUACAUGAGGGACCCGUUCGUGCCCCCUCGACGAGUGAAAGGCCGAAAACCGUUGCUCUCUGAUUUUUUGGUAAUUGGUUCAUCCUGUUCGUUGUGCAAUCAAUCUGUUUGCCUUGACAAGGCAUGCAGUGUUUAUUUCGGGACAAUGUUCUGUACGACUUGCAUUGUUCGCGAACGAAGACGCUUCCCGGAAAUGAUACUUCAGAUCGUUGCGAAGGCGCAGUCGACUUCAACAAACUUCAAGAUAGGCAAUAAUUCAUCUCGUAAGGAAAAAUAA